Nematolebias whitei (Rio pearlfish) is the source of this 1616-nucleotide messenger RNA. RefSeq names its product dehydrogenase/reductase (SDR family) member 13b.2 (gene dhrs13b.2). NCBI's taxonomy places the organism in Eukaryota, Metazoa, Chordata, Actinopteri, Cyprinodontiformes, Rivulidae. The record is from RefSeq and is a predicted model, not a curated record. The transcript is spliced from 8 exons. The coding region runs from base 66 to 1616 and encodes 516 amino acids.
GAAAGCUUCCUCAAACUGUGCAGCCGAACCAACAAGCAGAACCACAGGACCGAUGAAUAAUCACCAUGAGUCCACUGUUGGACUCUCUUGUUUGCUGUUUUGUCUUAGCAGGUGUGCACUGUGUCCAGCAGGUGCAGUGGCUGCCCUGUCAGUUCACUGAUGAACAGGUGACCAGGAACCAGGAGGGACAUUUUGACACUCACCUCAUCCACAGACAGGCUAUGCUUCAGUUUGGUCAAAAAGGAGACGCUCCUCUUAAUCCCCAUACCAUCACUUUCCUGAUAACCGGAUCCAAGCUGGACCUGAGGCGAUAUGUGGACGAGGUGGGAGCAGAGCAGCUGGAGUGUGAGCUGCGUAGAUACAGCACAGAGGGUAUCCAUGUCCACUGGCCCAGUCAGGAGGCCAAGGAGUACAACCGCUGGUUCACCUGCACCCUCAGGCACAAUCAGGGCCGUUUCACGGUCACCGGCUUCCUCAGACAUCCAUCCGACCACGCUCCACCAGGACAGCAGGACUUCCGCAGCUGGUCUGUUAUCACUGACACAGAGAAGCUCACAACAACAGUUGCAAUGGUAAUCAGAACAGAAACUCCAUUAGUGAAAGCCAGCCUGGGAUCUCAGGAAAAGCUCCACUGUCAGUUUAACAUCGACCAUCGAGGAGCGAACGUCACCGUGGAGUGGCACAGGCAGCACCAUGGAGAGAGGAUCAAACUCUUCAGCCACAGCAGUCGCACCAAGCAGACCCAAGGCUCUGGUGUUGGGCUGAAGGCCCUCGCAGGAGGAGAUGCCUCCUUUACUCUCCCCUUCACCAAGAUGAAAAGUGAAGGAACCUACAUUUGUUCUGUGCUUGUGAAUCCACUGUUUGGGAGUAUGGAUGUAAAUGUGCACAUUGAAGAACCUCCCCGUGUCUCUCUGAACGUGGGCCCCAUCUUGUUGCUGCAGGAAGGCAGUGAGCAUAAGGUCAUCUGUGAGGCAGAAAAGUAUUACCCUCUGGAUGUGGCGAUCGUGUGGUAUGAGCAGGACCCGGCAGCGUUGGAUCAGCGUGUUGGCGCUCCUCUUCCCAAAGUUCUGCCCAACAUCCUGCUCUCCAGCCACAAACACAACCAGGACAUGACGUACUCUCUGUCGGCCUUCUUCUACCUUCAGGCUUCAGUCGAAGCAUCUGGGAAGCGGUUUGUAUGCAGCGUUUCCCAUCACUCUCUCAGGAUGCCCAUCAAGAAGAGCUUCAUCCUGAAAGUUGAAGAACCAAGCAGCUGGAUGUUUGUCAUCACUGUCAGCUUCAUAAUUAUCACACUGAUGGCUGUUCUGGUUGUGAUGCUGCUCUACUUGCAUUCAGCAAGGAAACCAUUUUCACAGGCUGACAACCAGCGUGCCCACCAAGCGUUCAUAUCGACACCAUCUUCAUGUCUGAGCUCCAGUCCAACAUCAAAGCUGCCCACACAACUUUUAUUACCCCGCCAUGUUUCCAGUGGUGCAGUGGAUUUUCAGAUUGUGCCAAAGAACAAACCAUCAGAUUCUGUGAUGUGGAUCCGGGAGUUCGAGGCUGCUGUCAGGAACGACGGAGAACAGCCCCCUCCCUCGCUGGAUCUACGUCUGUCCAACUACAGAGAAAUAUGA